Molecule: messenger RNA, 3478 nt
Organism: Maniola jurtina (meadow brown)
Lineage: Eukaryota; Metazoa; Arthropoda; Insecta; Lepidoptera; Nymphalidae
Exons: 20
Coding region: 35-3478 (1147 amino acids)
Biological process (GO): regulation of transcription by RNA polymerase II
Molecular function (GO): RNA polymerase II cis-regulatory region sequence-specific DNA binding; DNA-binding transcription factor activity
Source: RefSeq, a predicted model, not a curated record
GGUGGCUAAAAUAUGUAGCACGGCUCUGGCUAAAAUGCGGUGUUUUGUGCCUUUCUGCAAAAAUACAUCGGAAAAUGUAUCGGAAGGAGAUGGGCCGAGGAUUAGUUUUCAUGGUUUCCCCAGCGAAGUGCAUCGCCGUGCUGCGUGGCUCCGAGCCCUCGGCCAACAGGACAGUCACCUACCAGACUCUGCUGUGGUCUGCUCGCAGCAUUUUCUGUGUGAUGACAUUCAUGAAACAGAAGGUGGCUUGAGGCAAAUAGAUAUCAGCGCUAUGCCUUCUACAGUGCAGGUUUGCAUGAUAUGCCUAGACACUGACAGCAAGCUGUUCCUAAUGGGUAAACACAAAUUGCAAGAAGCAUAUGAAAAGUUAACGGGACAUCGUUUGUGUGAUCUAGCGAACCUAAAACAAACACUUUGUGUACAAUGUGCUCACAGUCUGAUAAAAUUUAAUAGAUUUAGAGACAAAAGCCUGAGAGCCCGUGCACUGAUGAUGGACUUAGUUGAAAAACAUGAAUUGAUAACAAGACAACAUGUAGAAAUGAUAAACCGGUCAAAACACCAACUAAAGAGUAACAUGGUGUUGACAACACUAGGACCUGACCACUGCGACUUACACAUACUAGAACACCCCCCAGAAGACAAACAGGCAGAAAAAGAGGAAUCUGAACACAUGUUUGUUGUGAAAACUGAAGAAACUGAUGACUCUAUGUCGGUUGAUGAAGACACGGAAGUGAUAUAUGAAGAUGAUGAAAAUGUCGAUAAUUUUGUUCAGGAUCCAUUAAAGUACGAAAGUGCUCCUUUCCAAUGUACACUUUGUUUGGAAGAAUUCCUCCUUGAACAUGCAUACAUGCAACAUGUGAGCAUGCAUCUGCAGAAUGGCGAUGGUGAUGGGGAAUAUGACACAUCACGAGUGUGCGAGCCUCGUACAGCUGAGAGCUGUAGCGCGUCACGCUCUUCACUCCUCACUGAGAACAAGGCGGCAGACCCCAGCACUUGCACACACGCUGCGCUCGCCGCAGCAACUGCCUUGUCGACGAGUGUUGCGACAAAUGGGAACAAAGGCCACGCGACUGAAGAAGCCGAUAUAUUCCAGAAAACCAAUGACGAUGCAACUGCCUUGUCGACGAGUGUUGCGACAAAUGGGAACAAAGGCCACGCGACUGAAGAAGCCGAUAUAUUCCAGAAAACCAAUGACGAUGGUGAAUUUGAAAACCAAUCAUCUACAACUGCCUUGUCGACGAGUGUUGCGACAAAUGGGAACAAAGGCCACGCGACUGAAGAAGCCGAUAUAUUCCAGAAAACCAAUGACGAUGUAACUGCCUUGUCGACGAGUGUUGCGACAAAUGACGAGAAAAAAGUCCACGCGACUGAAGAAGCCGAUAUAUUCCAGAAAACCAAUGACAAUGUAACUACCUUGUCGACGAGUGUUGCGACAAAUGACGAGAACAAAGUCCACGCGACUGAAGAAGCCGAUAUAUUCCAGAAAACCAAUGACAAUGCAACUGCCUUGUCGACGAGUGUUGCGACAAAUGGGAACAAAGGCCACGCGACUGAAGAAGCCGAUAUAUUCCAGAAAACCAAUGACGAUGUAACUGCCUUGUCGACGAGUGUUGCGACAAAUGACGAGAAAAAAGUCCACGCGACUGAAGAAGCCGAUAUAUUCCAGAAAACCAAUGACAAUGUAACUACCUUGUCGACGAGUGUUGCGACAAAUGACGAGAACAAAGUCCACGCGACUGAAGAAGCCGAUAUAUUCCAGAAAACCAAUGACAAUGCAACUGCCUUGUCGACGAGUGUUGCGACAAAUGACGAGAACAAAGGCCACGCGCCUGAAGAAGCCGAUAUAUUCCAGAAAACCAAUGACGAUGGUGAAUUUGAAAACCAAUCAUCUAGUAAAAUGAGCGUAAACAUUAAUACAUUCAAAAAUUGUGUAGUCAAGUUAUAUGAUAUUUUCACAAAUAUGAAAGUUGUUACGAAACAUGAUGGACCGGUGACGAAAACACGAAUAACUGAUAUGGUUUGUGACAGUCGGGAUAUUGCGUCUAAAGAUUCCAGUUAUCGGGCAACAAGUCAGAACGAAGUCCUUCCGACAGAAUACAUUGUACCAGUCACUAGUAGUAGUACUAGUCUGAGUAAUGUCAUUAAUCCAGUACAAUGUAUUAAUUCAUCACAAAAUAGUUUACACACUGAGGAAGGGUCGUUCACUUGUGACAUUUGUCGUAAAACUUAUAAUAGAAAAAGUCUCUUAAUUAAACAUAUAAAGACUCACUCUGAAGUAAGAGGGUUCACUUGCAAGACUUGUCAAUACAAAUGUAAAUAUCAAUAUCUUUUGACAAGACACAUGGUAACUCACACUGGUAUAAAACCAUUCUCGUGUAAGUUAUGCGAUUAUAAAUCUGCACAUAAUAGCCAUCUAGUGAGGCACAUGAGAACUCACUCGGGUAUAAAACCAUUCUCGUGUAAGUUAUGCGAUUACAAAUCUGCACAUAAUAGCCAUCUAGUGCGGCACAUGAGAACUCACACGGGUAUAAAACCAUUCUCGUGUAAGUUAUGCGAUUAUAAAUCUGCACAUAAUAGCCAUCUAGUGAGGCACAUGAGAACUCACUCGGGUAUAAAACCAUUCUCGUGUAAGUUAUGCGAUUAUAAAUCUGCACAAAAUAGCACUCUAAUGCUGCACAUGAGAACUCACACGGGUAUAAAACCAUUCUCGUGUAAUUUAUGCAAUUACAAAUGUGCACGAAAUGGCGAUCUAGUGACGCACAUGAGAACUCACUCGGGUAUAAAACCAUUCUCGUGUAAGUUAUGCGAUUAUAAAUCUGCACAAAAUAGCACUCUAAUGCUGCACAUGACAACUCACACGGGUAUAAAACCAUUCUCGUGUAAUUUAUGCAAUUACAAAUGUGCACGAAAUGGCGAUCUAGUGACGCACAUGAGAACUCACUCGGGUAUAAAACCAUUCUCGUGUAAGUUAUGCGAUUAUAAACGUGCACAUAAUAGCCAUCUAGUGACGCAUAUGAGAACUCACUCGGGUUUAAAACCAUUCUCGUGUAAGUUAUGCGAUUAUAAAUCUGCACAAAAUAGCACUAUAAUGCUGCACAUGAGAACUCACACGGGUAUAAAACCAUUCUCGUUAUGCGAUUAUAAAUCUGCACAUAAUAGCCAUCUAGUGACGCACAUGAGAACUCACACGGUAACUGCCUUGUCGACGAGUGUUGCGACAAAUGACGAGAACAAAGGCCACGCGCCUGAAGAAGCCGAUAUAUUCCAGAAAACCAAUGACGAUGCAACUGCCUUGUCGACGAGUGUUGCGACAAAUGGGAACAAAGGCCACGCGACUGAAGAAGCCGAUAUAUUCCAGAAAACCAAUGACGAUGUCGGGAUAUUGCGUCUAAAGAUUCCAGUUAUCGGGCAACAAGUCAGAACGAAGUCCUUCCGCCAGAAUACAUUGUACCAGUCACUAGUAGUAGUACUAGUCUGA